Molecule: messenger RNA, 4408 nt
Organism: Dicentrarchus labrax (European seabass)
Lineage: Eukaryota; Metazoa; Chordata; Actinopteri; Moronidae
Product: solute carrier family 2, facilitated glucose transporter member 1-like
Exons: 10
Coding region: 183-1664 (493 amino acids)
Biological process (GO): response to insulin; monosaccharide transmembrane transport
Cellular component (GO): apical plasma membrane; basolateral plasma membrane
Molecular function (GO): hexose transmembrane transporter activity
Source: RefSeq, a predicted model, not a curated record
UGGAGAGAGAAACUGAGAAAGAUUUGUUUACAUUGACGUUCGACUAAUUGAUACUGCAGACUGCAGCAUGACAACAUGUUUUAGUAGAAAGUAGAAUAUAUUUAUCUGACAGAUUAGUAUUGAUGUGCAUUCUUUCAGUGUGUGGAAGUGAAGUCUGGAAGUGAGUGAUCCAAGCAGGCGGGAUGGAGAGCAGCGACAAGGUGACACCCGAGCUGAUGAUGGCUGUCGGGACAGCUGUGAUUGGCUCCUUCCAGUUUGGCUACAACACUGGUGUCAUCAACGCUCCCCAGAAUAUCAUCGAGAGCUUCUACAAUGAGACAUGGACCAGCAGGUUUUCAGAGCCCAUUUCCCAGACCACCUUAACAGCUCUGUGGUCGCUCUCUGUGGCCAUCUUCUCUGUAGGAGGAAUGUUCGGCUCCUUCUCUGUCGGCCUCUUCGUCAACCGUUUCGGCAGGAGAAACUCCAUGCUCAUGGCCAAUGUGCUCGCCUUUGUUGCUGCUGCCUUUAUGGGCUUUUCCAAGCUUUCUGAUUCCUUUGAGAUGCUCAUCACUGGACGUUUCAUAGUGGGUCUCUACUCUGGCCUCUCCACUGGCUUUGUACCCAUUUAUGUUGAGGAAAUCUCUCCCACAUCUCUCCGCGGAGCAUUAGGCACUCUGCAUCAGCUUGGCGUAGUGAUCGGUAUUCUCACAGCACAGAUCUUUGGGAUUGAAUCCAUCAUGGGGAAUACCUCCCUGUGGCCUAUCCUGUUGGCUUUUACUCUGCUGCCGGCUGUCCUUCAGUGCGCCCUGCUGCCCUUCUGCCCUGAGAGCCCCCGAUACCUUCUCAUCAACUGUAACGAGGAGAGCAAAGCCCGCAGCAUCUUGAUGAAGCUACGGGGCACUGACGAGGUGAGUGAGGACAUGCAAGAGAUGAAGGACGAGAGCCAGCAGAUGAUGAGGGAGAAGAAGGUGACCAUCCCUGAGCUGUUCCGCUCCCCCAACUACCGUCAGCCUAUCUUUGUUGCCAUCAUGUUGCAACUCUCACAGCAGCUGUCUGGAAUCAAUGCUGUGUUCUACUACUCGACUGGGAUCUUUGAGCGAGCAGGUGUGUCCCAGCCUGUCUAUGCAACCAUUGGUGCAGGAGUGGUCAACACUGCUUUCACUGUGGUUUCUUUGUUUGUGGUGGAGCGUAUGGGCAGGAGACCACUUCACCUCAUUGGUUUGAUGGGAAUGGCAGUUUCAGCUGUUUUUCUAACUGUUGCCAUGGCGCUGUUGGACCAGUUCAGGUGGAUGUCCUAUUUUAGUAUUGUGGCCAUCUUCAGUUUUGUCGCCUUUUUUGAAAUCGGCCCCGGCCCCAUACCCUGGUUCAUUGUGGCCGAGCUCUUCAGCCAGGGGCCCCGGCCUGCUGCCAUUGCGGUUGCUGGUUUCUCAAAUUGGUCUGCCAACUUCUUAGUGGGGAUGUGCUUCCAGUAUGUUGAGCAACUCUGUGGCCCCUAUGUCUUCAUUAUCUUCACCGUCCUUCUGCUCGGCUUCUUCGUCUUUACCUACUUCAAGGUGCCAGAGACUAAGGGCCGCACCUUUGAUGAGAUUGCAGCAGGUUUCCGCCAGUCAGCUGGUCAGGGUGCUGACAAAUAUUCAGCCCCUGAAGAGUUCAACACCCUCAGGGGGGACGACCCGGACCUCUGAAAGCUUCCAUUCAUGCACACACUCACGUGCAGCAAGGUUACAACACAACAUGUUGUCAUGUCAUGUCUCAAAUAUCCCAUAAGCUAAUUAAAGGGUCAGUAUUUAAGAAGAGGUUUAAUCUGCACACAGACUGUAAUAAAAAUGGAUGACCUAACCGAGGAUCACUGUUAGAUACAUCUAAUAGGCUUUUAAAAUCCAGUAAGUGAGAGGCUUGGGUGUGCUGCAGCAGAAAACACAGGGAGGUUUUAGACUUUUUUCCCAGUAUAAAAAGCAGAAAACAAGGUCAGGGUAAUAUAUUGGUGUGACUAUGACGUUUAUCCAGCAGAGUGUGCUGUGGUUUACAAUACUGUGGCAAGCAGCACAGAGUAAGAGAGAAGAAGCAGCUCUUAGCAAUGUCAACUAGAAAUGGUUGACAAUCUAUAUGUUAAAUUAUUAACAUGUUAAAAAAUAUUUAACUUUAGUAUUCUUAGUAGUUAUUUGUGUUAGAAAGCAGCCUUCUAAGUACCUUUGCAAAGUCAUAUUGGUGCACAUCCACAUAGACAAGGUCUAUUUUAAUUCCAGCUCAAAAAUAAACUAUAUUGGCCGCCAUAUUGGUAGUCUAAAUUGUUCCCUCUAAAAUGGAUAUCAGUCUCAAAAAUCCCAUUUUGGUCGGGUUCUAGUUUAGACAGUAAAUAUUUGGAGUUAAAUUAUGUAGUAAUAUUCUUAUUCAAAAUAGAAAAUUUAACAUUCAGUGUAUAACUUGAAGACCUCAGUUUCUAUUUCAUGUCUGUUAUGCAAUUACAUUUUCUAUUUAAAAUGGAAAAUCUCUGCUGUGUAAUCUUUGCAUUGUAGGUCAUAAGUAUGAGAUUUUACUAAAAAAGUUAGAUUUAAUUUAGUAAGUCAGAACUACAGUAUAUACAAGUGAUUUGUGUCUAAUAAACCCAGACAGAAAUUCAGAAAAAGCUGAAACAUUGCAAAAAGGUGGAAGAAAAGCGGAAAAGUUGGUGGAACCAUAAAAGUGAAAUCUGAGAAAGUGCAAUGGAAACAUACUUAGUGGAGAUCUGUGUGGAGGGAUGAAGAGACUGUAACCUUCCUCACAUUAAUAUAUGAAAAUAAGAGAAAUUUAUAUUGUCAUAUGGUUGUCCAUAAUUUGUGCUUUGACUGGGGCUCCUUUAAUAACAACAACAUGUUGCAUGCUCUUCUGCAACCACUUAUUGACAAUGACUGGAGAAUUAGCACCACCAGCUGUUUAUCAUCAACCAAUGAACUCAUAUUCACACAACAGUAGUGGGUGGAAACACAUUCAUCUUUUGCGAAUUGGAACUUUGGUUAAAAUUUGCACUACAUUUGGAUUAAGUACAAUGUACAAUUUUUGAUUCACAGUCAUUGUGACAUACUGAUAAUGACAUGAAGGUAUGUUCAGACUGACUAUGAAGAAUUGUUUUUGUAAAUUUGUUUGUAAAGUCUGUGUUUAUUUAUCCCAAACAGCCAAGACUAACUCAGACUUAGUGUGUAAAUAAGUAACCUAUAACUUUCUCCAACAACUGAUGUGUCAUUGUGCUAAGCAGCGCUUGGUUUUUGAAUCAAUCAAUCAAUACCUUGAAAGCAAAGGGGAAUCUGAGAAACUAUAGUAAUGGUCUUCUCCUUCACUAACAUUUAUCCUCACAUGGUAGACUAAACUGGUGACAUCACUUUUGUCAGUUUUUCAGUAAAUCACUGUGGAGCUUACAGACAAAUUUCAUGCUCAUUUAUUCUGAGUUAGAGCAAAAUUCAACAUUUUUGGAAGUUCAUGCACAUUAACUCUCUGGCAGAGAGUUAGAUGAGAAGAUUGAUCCCACUUUCAUAUCUGUCCUUUAAAUAAAACCUUAGCUUAGCACAAACACUGCAAACAGGCGGAGACAGCUAGUCUGGCUCUGUCCAGUAGUAACAAAAUUCACCUACCAGUACCUCUAACUGUUCCUCUCACUAAUUAACAUGUUAUAUGUUGUUUGUUUAAAUGUCCACUGUGUGUCAUUUAGGAGGAUCUAUUGGCAAAAAUGGAAUAUAAUAUUCCUUGGUAUGUUUUUAUUAGUGUAUAAUAACUUGAAAUUAAGACUUGUGUUUUUGUUAGAAUAAGCCAUUUUUAUCUACAGAGAGGGCUGGUCCUCUUGACAGAGGCUGCCAUGUUGAACCGCCAUGUUUCUACAGUUGCCCAGAGCAGACAAACCAAACACUCCAGAUAGGCCCAUUUGCAUUUUUCGUGAGUUUUGCGGCCACCGUAGUUUCUCCCACAUGCUUGGGAGGCUGAGCUGUAUUCAAAUAGUUGCAAUCUUGGACUUCAUUGCUAGUUGCCACUGAAUCCUGAAAAGUGCAAACCUGCCAGUUCACCAUUAUAAGGGUGUUAUGUGUUGAGACUGCUUAUCUACUGGAAUGCCAGCUGCUCAUAGCCAAGAAUCUUUGCAUUGAUAUACUACAUAUUUUGCAAUGUUAUGCAGUCUGAGCACACUUUUACAGCUAAGACAGAGUGAUUUCAAAAGGUCAAAUUUUCCCGUCUCCUUUUAGCCCCAGCUGUUUCUGUAUAUUUCAUAAUAACUGGAUCACAGUUGGUUAUUUAUAAUGAAUAUUGUAGCUUAUGUAUAUGUACUGUAUAAUUAAUUAACCUACUGAAGUCAACAUCCAUUUCACAUUUAUGAAUUAACUUUACUGUGAUUUGUACAUUAUGAAAUUGUUUUGUCUGACAAAUAAACUGUACAGUGUUUUAGAAAAUAAAGGAUAUAUAAACACAA